This is a messenger RNA of Melitaea cinxia (Glanville fritillary), 2633 nucleotides long. Its product is annotated as ETS translocation variant 4-like. NCBI's taxonomy places the organism in Eukaryota, Metazoa, Arthropoda, Insecta, Lepidoptera, Nymphalidae. Gene Ontology annotation, biological process: cell differentiation; regulation of transcription by RNA polymerase II. Gene Ontology annotation, molecular function: sequence-specific DNA binding; DNA-binding transcription factor activity, RNA polymerase II-specific. The record is from RefSeq and is a predicted model, not a curated record. The coding region runs from base 1 to 1065 and encodes 354 amino acids. Gene Ontology annotation, cellular component: nucleus. The transcript has 6 exons.
AUGCUGCUAGUAGAGCCGCGCGAAGCCGCCGGGCCUCCAUGCGCGGCACCUCUACACCCCAUGUCCACCCUCACGAAACUCAAUUUCACGGACUAUAGUGUUAAAGUGAAACCUUACGAUUUGGUCGAGCAAACGGACAAUAUUUUAAAUUAUGAACAAGCGGUAAACGCGGCUCGGCUCGGCUACGAACAGUCUCUGAGCAGUAAUUCUAGCUCCAACAAACUACACUAUGGUGACCAGAACAGGCUUGCGUUCGACCCCUCCGUGGAUAACAUCUGCGCUGACCCGUCCUACGUGCUGCCUGCAGGCGGCUACACAACCGGUGGACCUCGCGAGACGAAUACAUACUACACGGAGGCGAGCGGAGGCGCACCCGCACCCCCCGCGCCCGCUUCCGCCGCCACCUCACCCCUGGACGAGUACUACCAGCCGGAGUACCCUCCACCGGCGCCCGCGCAGCCCUACCUUGAUGAUUACUACCACCACGCGCACGCGCACACACAACCCCUCGUUACGCACGAGCAUAAAUACCAGCCCCACGCGUAUAGCAAACCUUACCCCAGAACAGCGGGAGGAAGGUACGGCGCGGGCGGUGAAGUGUACGGCGAAGGCUACGCGACGGAAUACGGGGGCUGUGCGGAGUGGAGCGAGUGGCCCGGCGAGCAGCACGCGCUGUUGCCCCAGGACAAGCUGCCCUACCCCGCCUCCGGGCCGUGCUUCACUGGCUCAGGACCCAUCCAACUUUGGCAAUUCUUGCUGGAGCUGCUCACCGACAGAAGCUGCCAAGGUUUCAUUUCAUGGACCGGCGACGGCUGGGAAUUCAAACUCACAGAUCCUGAUGAGGUUGCCCGACGUUGGGGUAUCCGCAAGAACAAGCCCAAGAUGAACUAUGAAAAGCUGUCGCGCGGCCUGCGCUACUACUAUGACAAGAACAUCAUCCACAAGACGGCCGGCAAGCGCUACGUUUACCGCUUCGUCUGCGACCUGCAGAGCUUGCUUGGAAUUUCACCGGAACAGCUGCACGCAAUGUAUGAGCCUAAAAUGGAAAAGAAAGACGAUGACUGAAUCCAAAUCUAGACGAUUUCUUCCCCAGUCACAUUCACAUCUAGUUAAUAAAUAACGGACUUAUAAAUAAAAUUUCGUUUCCAGCAAAACCUUCAUGAUUUUAAAACAUGACUAAUACGCCACCAUAUCGUAUCAUACAUAUUUAAUUUAUUGCCAUAUUAUUUUUUUAAAAACGCAAUACAUUUUAUUACAUGUUUUUGCUUUUUAAACGAAAUCUAUUAAUAUGCAAAUCUGUAUAAUUACAACAACGAUCGUUAAUUAAGAGGUCACUAAAAAAUACACUAUGCUUUUUCUCCGUACUUUUUCACUGUCGUUACAAUUUUCAUAUAAAUGUCGGAUUUGAUCUCAUGCGCAUCCACCAGUGGAAUUUAUUUACUUACUAAUGAGGUCGCAAAGACUACACGUGGUCCUUUCAUACACCAUACAUAAUUUUAAGUACCAGAUUUAACCAACGGUGCCUUAACAGAUACAGACUGUUGUUGAUUUUGUAUUUUUAAAUAAAUUAAUAUUCAUCCGAUGGUAUCGUAGUGUGUAUGUGCCAGUUUUAAACGCGCUACAUACACAAUUUUUAAUAACCCUUUAUAAAUAAUACAUUUUACCGAUACUUUAUGUAUUUACUCAGUCUGAAACACAAUAAUAUUUAUGAAUUAGGAAAAUAUAGUAUUUUAUCGUAUACUCAUAUAAAUUAUUAAAAACUUAUAAAAAUAAAUUCCGACUUAUCAGUUUUGUCACUAGAGUUAGAAACUCUUAAGUUACUAAAAAAAUACUGAAAAAUCAUACAUAGUCUACAUAGAAAAAAUACUGCUAUCAAUUUUAUAAUACUGUAAAUAUAAGUUAAUUUUGUUACUUUAUAAAAAUAAUUAGGUAUUAUAUUAUAAUAGAUAAUAAGUGUUGUAUGUUUGAUUCGCAAAUUGUUGCAAUAUGCGGUUAAAUUAAUGCAUUGUUAGAAUGAUGUCGGACAUAAAAAUCUAUUUAAUUCAGAUAAGUCCAAAGAUUAUAAAAAUCUACACGCGUGCCCACCAAUUGGUAAAAAUUACUGUGAAAUCACCAAAGGGACUUCUCUUUGAUAUAUAAACAUUUAAAUAAAUUUUAUGACAUUUUUAAUGAAUGCGGCCUGUGAAUUUAUAAAAAUAAUAUAACAACACCGGGUGACAUCAACUUGUCGCUGAUCUCGUGGUAAGGGAUUGUAAUGUCUUACUAGUUAUGAAAUUAAUUAGUUGUAUUAUUUUCAAUUUUUAUAGCUCCUAGCAUACACCGAAGAUAUUUCGAUAAGUUUUAUUUUGUAAAGUAUUACUCCUCCAUCAAUAUUAUACCCACCAAUAGCCGUUGUCUCUGAUUUCGAGGUGCUUAAUAUUGUAAUAUAAAUAUUCUUUUAAAGAUGUCUUCCCUGUUUCGUGAAAAUAAAAAUCUUGCGAAAUAUGUAAUGGAUUUUACGAAAAUUGUAAACAUUUUCUGUAUGAUGUUGAUUAUUUAAUGUUCGUGUUAUCAGCCAAAUUGAUGUACCUACCUGUCAAUGUUGUAUGUAUUGAUGGAAGAUAUAAAAUUAAAUAUAUAUAUUUACGAAAUCA